Molecule: messenger RNA, 4677 nt
Organism: Centropristis striata (black sea bass)
Lineage: Eukaryota; Metazoa; Chordata; Actinopteri; Perciformes; Serranidae
Product: eukaryotic translation initiation factor 3 subunit A-like
Exons: 18
Coding region: 1-3282 (1093 amino acids)
Biological process (GO): lipoprotein metabolic process; lipid transport
Cellular component (GO): membrane; extracellular region
Molecular function (GO): lipid binding
Source: RefSeq, a predicted model, not a curated record
AUGAUCCUUCCAUCAAAUUUCAGAAAUAACAAAAAAAAAUUGUUCCAGGAGAAAAAAGGCCUGGCCGGCAUCUUCAGAUCAGCCAGCAUCGACAACCUGUUUGACGAGGAGAAAGGCGGGCUGUUCAGUGGACUUAUCAAGAAAACACCGAAAGCGGCUGGAGACGAAGCAGCCGCAGAGGACAAAGAUGACCUGCUGACAGAAAGUAAUGACAGUUUGUUUGAAGAGAGCAACACCAAGGAGAAAAGUAUUUUCAGUGGCAUGUUUAAGAAGUCUCAUAAACCAGCGGAGGGGAAUGCAACAGAUGAGGAAUUAAAUGAUGAUAGGAAGUUCGGCAGUUCUGAGAAUCUGUUGGAAGCGAACACAUCAAAGGAGAAGUCUGGAGGACUUGCAGGAAUCUUCAAAAAGUCUCCCAAACCAUCUCCACGCUCAAUCGCUACUAAGGAUCCUCUCACAAAGGACUUGUCUGCCAGCUGUGACAGCCUCACAGAAAAUGCAGAGGAUAAUUUUUCAGCUCUUGGUGAAAUGUCGAACAGUACAGAUAAUCUCAUUGAAGCUACAGGCACCACAAAGGAGAAGAGGGGAGGGUUUGCUGGAAUGUUCAGGAGGACGCCCAAAACAGCUGAACAUCAGGACAGUUUAGACGAACCCCCAGAAGGAGGCGGGCUGAGACGCAGGAGAACCAUCAAGAAGAAACGACGAGUCGUGUCGUUCCGAGUCAAGAAAACUCUUCCCAAAAUACCCAAACUGAAUCUAUUGUCACAGAAUUCAGACAAGUUGCCUGUUCUUGAGGAGACUCUUGAGCUGCAAGACCUGAACCCAGCACAGGAGAGCACGGUGGAGGUCCAGCCUGUGGAGAUGGCAGCUUAUCCUACUGAAGGAGACACUUCAUCUGAGCUGGAAAAUGAUGUUUUGAUGGAGUGGUGGACCACAGUAAAAGGUUGGGCCGAGUGGAACCAGACAAAUUUACAUGCGGAGGAUGAGGAAGCGGCGCUGGAGCAGGCAGCUGAUCGUGUCUACAUGGCAGCUCGUCUGUUUGUGCGUCUUUUCAACCACCGGGGGGCGUCCUUACAGCAACGCAUCCUGGAGCUGAUGGCUCUGGCCGACGCUGCGGAUGAGUUCCACAAAAAAACGGUGCAAGCUGCCGUGGGUGGAGGGGUGGCCAGCGUCUGCGGCAGCCUGGCGACAAUAACGGGGCUCAUUCUGGCACCUUUCACUUUCGGCGCCUCUAUCAUUGUCACAGCGGUGGGGAUCGGUGUGGCGACGGCGGGCAGCAUCACCUCAGCGACGGCCAAUAUCACAGACACAGUUCACUCCAACAUGGACCGAAAGAAGCUGGAGAAGAUGAUCCAGGACUACCAGGAGGAGAUCAAAGACAUCAGGGAGUGUUUGGAGUUCGUGCAGGACGGUAUGGACACCCUGCAGGAGUGGGACUUUGAGAAAUACUCAGAGAGCGCUGCCAAAAAAGCUCUGAACCACAACCUCAAGCAUGUGAUGAAGGAGGGCGGCCGUGCCGGGAAAGCCCUGAUGAUCAACACUGAUAAGCUCAUCAGCACCGUGCAGGUUUUAGGUGCUGCAGGCGGCGCCGCCAAAGCUGCCCAGGCCAUCAGCGUCACCACAGGGGUCAUGUCGGCGCUCUUCCUCGCUCUAGAUGUUUUCUUCCUCGCCAAAGACUCCCACGAGCUCCGCAAGGGCGCCAAAACCAAGUUCGCCACCAAGAUCAGGGACGUAUGUAAAGAACUUCAAGACGGCCUCCUGGAGCUGAACAAAGUGAAGACGCAGCUGCAGAAGACCAUGGACGGCAUCGAGGUGGAGGAGUACGAGGAGAUCGAGGAGGUGGAGGUUGAAGUCGACGACGAGGACGAUUUGGAGUCUGAUCCGAAGAAGCUGGCCGAGCUGGAGCAGGAGCUGGACCUCCUGGAGGAGAAACUGGACAAGAAGGCUGAGGAGGAGCAGAGGAAGAAGGCUGAGGAGGAGCAGAAGAAGAAGGCUGAGGAGAAGAAGAAGGCUGAGGAGGAGCAGAAGAAGAAGGCUGAGGAGCAGAAGAAGAAGGCUGAGGAGCAGAAGAAGAAGGCUGAGGAGGAGCGAAAGAAGGCUGAGGAGGAGCAGAAGAAGAAGAUGAAAGAGAUGGAGAAAGAAAAUUUGAAAAGCAAGAAGGACAAGAAGGAGGAGAAGAGCAUGAAGGAAAAAACAGAGCUAGAGGAAAAGGAGAAGGAGGAAAAGGAUAAGCAGACCGAGGGGAAGAAGGGAAAAGGUGAGGGAGAAAGCAAGGCUUCUGAUGAGGAAAAAGAGCAGAAAAAGGAGACGAUCAAAGCAGUCAAAGAGGAAGUUUUGAAAGAACAAUCUCUUAAAGGAAAGAAAGACAAAGAGACUGAGAACCGUAUUACAGCUGGGAAAGAAAAGUAUGAGAGCAAGCGAGAUCAGGCAAAGGCAGACAACAGUACAAAUAAAAUGACAGACGAAAAAGAGAAAAAUAAAACUGGAAAAGAACCCGAGGAAUUAAAGAGCAGGUCAGGCGAUUCAAAACGAGAGGACAAGAGCGGAAAAGGAUAUUCUGAGUGGGUCAAGGCCGAUAGAGAGAGUGAAAGGAGUAAGAGCAGCAGGGACGAUGAAAGAGCGAUGAAGCCUGAAUGGAGAGCAGCGAAUAAAGAGAAGGAGGCGGAAAGUGCAAGUACAAGGAGGCACAGCAGCAGCAGGAGUGACAGAGAUCGACCCCACAGGAGUGAAAGAGGGAGCAAACAUGAACCAAAAGAACAGGAAAGAGGCAGCAGCAGAGAGAGGAAGCAAAGUGACAGGACAGAGAGCUGGAGGAGGACAGAGGAGGAGAGAGGAGCGAGGGACUGGAGAGCUGAGAUAGCAAAAGGUAGAGAGGAGAAGAAAGAAGGAAGAGAGACGGAGAGAGGGACGAAAAGGGAAGAUCAUGGAAAAAGCCAUGUGAGAAAGGAGUCUCACCGAAGUCACGACGCGAGGUCUGAGCAUUCAGAGAGAGAGCGGGAGAGCAGGAGGGAAGACUCAAAGAGGAGUCACCACAGGAGAGAAGCAGCUCCACAUGACGACCACCAGGAAAGGGGAGAUGACAAACGAGGGAGCAGGAUCGAGAGCGCGAGGAGGAAGUUUGAGAGAGCGGGAGGUGAGGAGGAGGAGGAGGAGAGGGGAAAGAGGAGAGAAGAUGUAGCGAGGAGCGGGAGUGAAAGAGAGAGGAGAGGAAGCGACAGACAACACGGCCACCGAGGAUCUCGACAUCGAUCCAAGGACCUGCUGGAAGACGGCCUGAAUAUUUAGCUUUAAAGAAACAUUUUCAUCCUCACGUUAAAGAGAUAGUUGGAUUUUUUGAUGGAAAAACACCAGCUUGUUUGUAGUCUUUAAACCAAUCACAAUCGUCUUGGGUGGUGCUAAGCCCAGGAUACGGUGACGGAGAAUGGCGUCUAAAAUAGGCAGCCAAGUGCAGGCUUAUCCAACAGUCUACAUCCAGUGAGAAUAAACUGUACACUAAAUUUAGAAUAUUUUCUUUAAGUCAGACAGCCGAUCAGAGAACUGAAGCUGUUAUCUACGCUCUCUUCAAAGCCACCAGACUCCACUGACAAAAACUGUAUUUUUACCUUGCAGAACAUGGGAGUUGCUGGUCUACUGCUCCCUCAAUAAGUUAGUUCAUUUUUCUAAAUAUUCUUAAUUUGGUGUGGACUUAUUUUCUUUAGGUGGCUGAAAUAUAUUUUGCUGCUGCCCCCAUCCGCAGCAGUAUGCUGCUCAGCUUCUGUGCCAGUGCUAUGCAAACUGGGGACGUAAAUACAGUAAAUAACUACUAAUAACUACAGUAAAUAAUACACUGACUGUAAGUACCUCAUACAGAAUUAGAACUAUCCCUUCAUACGUCAGGAAUUACAUCACAAAAUAAAUUUCCUGCCAGUUCAAAGUGUCUGUUGUGAAAGAGUUCAGUAUAUCUGAUUCGGUCAUGCUGGCUCGGCCAUCAAGAUUUAGAUUUGUAAGUUCUACUUUACUAGUGGGAGAUGGACAGUGAUUUUUCAGCAGAGAAACUAAUUAAUAGUGACUUACAGGAUAGUUUUUUCUAUCACAUUGGCGUAAAUGGGCUUCCAAUGGGCUGCUACUAUUUUCCUUAUAACUUCUUAAUGUUAUGGUAAACCUCACACAUUUAAAUGUAUUUUUAAAACCUCUGAAUUAUGUGUUUCUACAUGGUGACUAUUAUUUCUAUAUUUCUGGUGUUUCAGGGUAAAACUAUAAAUUUUAAUAUGGACUGUUUUGUGUUUAUUGUUUUUAUUUCAGGAGAAAAACAGGUGUUUGUUUCAUGCAUUUGUUAUAUUUCAGGUAGUACAAAAACUUGCCCUGGGGAAUGUACCUGGACGAUAGACUUAGAUAAUGGUUUCUGUAAUUACAUCUACUUAUUUUAUUUUUUUUAAAUCGCCCGUUACAGACAAUUCUCACUCCGUGCACUUUAACCAUGUGACACCUUCUUCAAGUCAAGUUAAAUGUACUUUCUUUUUCUUUUGUAUGUUUCUGGUAUGUAUGUAUGUAAUUUUUUCAUUUUUGUCAGUUUUUUUAAUCACUGGUGUCUUCUGUUUGAUAUUUUAUAUGUUCACUGUAUGUAUUUUUAUAUGGGUAAAUAUAUUCUAUGGUGCUGGUUUCUUAUUGAACAAAUAAAUUAUUAAAAUUAUUACAAUCUAA